Messenger RNA from Phytophthora nicotianae INRA-310, 243 nucleotides. RefSeq lists its product as hypothetical. NCBI's taxonomy places the organism in Eukaryota, Oomycota, Peronosporomycetes, Peronosporales, Peronosporaceae. Bases 1 to 243 code for a protein of 80 amino acids. The transcript has 2 exons. The record is from RefSeq and is a predicted model, not a curated record.
AUGGCGAUGGAACGUCCUGUGAUCGCUACCUUCUGGAGUGGCACUACGGAGAACAUGACGGAGGAAAACUCGUAUCCACUCAAGAGUGACGGCCUCAUUGAGAUUGAGGAAGGCGCGUUUAAAGGGCAUAAGUGGCUGAUCCUUCUGGACAAAUAUUCCCCGGAAAUUAUUGGAGAGAUCGUCCUCGGACACAUUACUCGAAUCUUGGAGCACAGAAAAAAAACUGCAGUUGCUAUAGAGUGA